CGCGCGUUCCAGUCCAAAGCAUCAGCUCGGGCACUCGGACGAAAGGACAAAACGUGUUUGGAGGGAACCCGAGAGCUUCGAUUGGCAUGGAAGCGUUCCGGGGACGCGGCUUGGUUCCUUAAAGGCGGGAGGAAAUAAGAAGAAGAAGAGGAGGAGGAGGGAGAUGGGUUUGUCUUUCACAAUAUCUUAGAUCCGCUGUCCUUGGCGCACGGGUCCUACCUGCAUUUUCUUUGUGCGUGUGCGUGCGUGCGUAUAUGUGCGUGUGCGUUCCCUGAUCCGAAAUAGUGUGCGGGAGCUUUGGCGCGCUGUAGCGCAUUGAAGUGCUUUGUUUCCAAUCCCAAAGGACUUCUGUCAUCCCCGUCCUGUGCCACGAUGUCUGCCACAUUCCAGUCUUUGUUCCUUGUGCUUCUCGGUGUGGUCUCUGCUGGGGCUCAGACAGAAAUGAAGAAGGUUGUUGGGGACAACGCGACGCUGCCGUGCCAUCAUCAGUUCCGGCAGUCAAAUGGACAGACACUGGACAUCGAGUGGAUUCUGCAGAAACCCAGCUUCAAACAGCGUGUGAUCAUCACGUUUUUCAACAACGAGGUCUACACCAACGAUAACCAGGCGAGCCGCCUGUCCUUUGCCGGAGACUACCUAAACGGAGACGCCUCUCUCCUGAUCAGCGAUCUCCAGUUGAGCGACUCGGGCGAGUACCACUGCAAAGUGAAGACAGGCGGGAAGUACCUUUGGAGCCAGGUCAACCUCGUGGUCCUGGUGAAGCCAUCUAAGCCACGAUGUUGGAUGGAAGGGCAUUUGCUCGAGGGCAGUGAUGUGAGACUGAGCUGCAAGUCUUCCGACGGCUCUGACCCCAUCUACUAUAAGUGGGAGAGAGUUCUGGACAAGGGCAAAAGCGUGGGAAAGCUGCCGGAGUUCGCGCUCAUCGAUCUGAAGAACCCUGAGAUCGUGACGUUGAGGAACCUGAGUCAGGAGAGCUCGGGCGUGUACAGGUGCACAGCCAGCAACGACGUGGGAGAGGAGAACUGUAUCAUCGAAGUUACUAUGCAGUAUGUACGAGGUAUAGGCGUGGUGGCUGGUGCUGUGGUCGGUGUGUCCUUUGGCGUCCUCAUCAUCAUCCUCAUCAUCUGGCUGGUCUUCCGCAAGAAAGAGAAGAAGCGGUAUGAGGAGGAGGAGACACCCAAUGAGAUCAGGGAGGAUGCAGAGGCUCCCAAAGCCAAGCUCGUCAAACCCAACUCGCUGUCGUCCUCUCGCUCUGGCAGCUCUCGUUCUGGUGCCUCGUCCACCCAGUCCAUGGUGCACAGCACCGCGCCCCGUAGCCAGCGACCCCGGCCCCCAGCCGUCUGCACCCUCAAGGAGAACGGACAACCCCCAGAGUUCCUGCAGUCCUCCCCAGAACCGCCCACCACCCCCAAAUUCAGGGUGCCUAAUCCACCGGUGGGCCUGGCUGUGCCCACCAUAGGGGUCCUGAUGCCACCGCAGAGCAAAGCCUUUCAGACUGUGUAGGGGAAAGUAAAAGAUCCAGCAACAUCCCUGGACAGGAAGUACACGCUGACUCAGCUCAUGCAACUACCGUGGAAAAAAAUUACAAGAGAAAAAACAAGCAUAAGAAGAAUUCAUACUUUAAAAACUAAAAUCUAAAUGAAUGCAUACAUGAAAAAUGUUAAGUGCUUGCCCGCUGCUGAACUGUACAAAACAUUUCCCUGUCACCCCAUAUUGCUCUUUCUCCAUCUCAUCUUGCACUCUCUGCCUGUCUGAAGUUACCUUAUGUUAUUUUUAUCAUUUUAUUGUUCCUUUUUUUUUUCUUUUUUUACUUUUGAGGCAUAUUGAGUGACGAGGUGGAAAGAUUUGCCCCGAGUGACACUUUAUUUAUUUAUUGAAAGUGAAAGGGCAGAGAAAUCCAGGGCAAACUGAGUUUAUGAAAUAUCAGGGAUGACGUGUGGAAAAAUGAAGAAAGAAAACAACGAAACAACAGAUGACACUCGUCUCGUAGAAAAGACCGGAGAUAUCAGGUCACUCAGCUUUUCCUUGAAGAAUCACUGAAAAUGAUGAGGAGACAAUCAAAAUUCUGCUAAUUCCCAGAAUGCAGUGCAGGAAGUUGGAUCUUGUGGGAUUAGAAGCAUUUCCAGUGACGACAUGGACAGUCCAGGACAUAAAGACGUGGAUGGAUAUCACAUGCAUUAAUGAAAAGGAGUAACCAAAUAAUUUACUUUUGGUAAAACCAAAAGGAGUAACUGCCAAAUAAUAUUUGGCAGUUAUUCCAUUACUGUUCAGUUACUAUUUAUAUGUUUAACAUACAACACUGUUGGACAAAUUCAUUUAUUUCAUAUGUAAUGCAUGGAUGGUGUCCUGCUUGGACUGGCGUCCCAUCCAGGAGCCUCACACUCAGUGUUCCCAGGACAGGCUCUUAAUCUGCCAUGACCCUGACCAGGAUAAAAUGGUUACUGAAUUUUCAUGAUUAUUAUUAUUUACAUCUACUAAAAAAGUUGGGACGUUGUGUAAAACAUUCAUGAAAACAGAAUGUGAAGAUUUGCAAAUCAUGGAAACCCUAUAUUUCAUUGAAAACCAUUCAAAGGCAACAUAUCAAAU
This is a messenger RNA of Neoarius graeffei (lesser salmon catfish), 2586 nucleotides long. RefSeq names its product CXADR like membrane protein b (gene clmpb). Gene Ontology annotation, cellular component: cell surface; membrane; cytoplasmic microtubule. The transcript is spliced from 7 exons. The record is from RefSeq and is a predicted model, not a curated record. NCBI's taxonomy places the organism in Eukaryota, Metazoa, Chordata, Actinopteri, Siluriformes, Ariidae. Bases 373 to 1503 code for a protein of 376 amino acids.